Molecule: messenger RNA, 2904 nt
Organism: Ceraceosorus guamensis
Lineage: Eukaryota; Fungi; Basidiomycota; Exobasidiomycetes; Ceraceosorales; Ceraceosoraceae
Exons: 1
Coding region: 239-2521 (760 amino acids)
Source: RefSeq, a predicted model, not a curated record
CCACCAACACCACUCCUACCACCAUGCCUGAACCAGCGACUGGGUCAAAAAGUGGACACCAGCCUCAACAACUCUGACAAGGUAAGAAUCCGGAUAGCUUCUUCUUUGGCCCAAGCGCUCAUCGCACUUUCAGAAACUUCGACGAUUGUGAGCUCAUCAGACUUUGGACUCGCUGCUCGCUGCUCGCGCGACUUCUUUGCAUGCAUGGGAAGCGCAGGUGAUGCGCUCCGAGACAAGCAUGGUGAACGCCGCACCAGCACAGCAGCAGCAAGACCAAUCAGUGUCUCCUCAAGCUGGUCCAUCAAAAGUAGACGGGGCAUCCUUUUCGCUGGCGCCUGAUCCCGGCAGCAGCAGCGGCAGCAGCACGACGAGCAGGAAUGCCCAGCUCUCUCAUUCCAUUCCCGCUUUGCGUCAGAUUCACGUCUCGAACGCUGCAUCCAGUCAGGCACAAGAUUUCACGUCCAAGUUGGCCCGAGCUAGAGCCGAAGCGCGUCGAAGGGAACACAACUCAUCGCUCCAGCAACACGCAAAGAAUCCACGCGGAAUUCGUGCGCCUGUUUCAGCGCACUCUAAUGCACAAAGUCUGGCAAUCGGACCUGCGAACGCUUACCUGUCUUCAUUGCCUGAUGAGGAGAAGAUCAGCCGAGCGAGGGACAGAGCGAUGGAAGGGAUGGUCAGGGGACAAUUUGCUGGACCCACGCCCAGAGGCUGGAGAGAGGAUCUGAUCGGCGGAAGUUCGGGACUGAGCGGGGAGUAUAGAAGCAGAAACCUUCCACCGCAUCUGCUCCAUGGCGUUCGCUCCGCCACCGAGGCGAGCGCGAAGAAAGGCAAGAGGCGCGCUGAACAUUCGCCAGUCGGUCUCCCCGCUCGAGAUGGUCACGCGCCGCUCUACGCAUCGGUGCGGAGAACAAGACUCGCAAAGGGCUUCAAGCUGUUCUUGCACGAGACCCUCGACCUGCGCGGUCCCUCGAGCGAGCCUGGAUCGAGUAUGGACGAAGCAGAUCUCAUCACUUCACCAAGGCGCUCUCCGCUUCUGUCGCUGACAGACCUCACACUGAUAGCUCUCUCCGAGAAUCUGUGUUGCGGGGCCGUCGCUGCACAAGAAGCUGCCACAUCUUUGCCCUUUCAUCUCUUGCUUCGAUUAUUGGCCAUCUGUGGUCGAGACGCGCUUGGCAAACCUUUGAGCAACAGCACGAUCAAGGUGCUGCUCAUGCCCGGGCAUGUCGAAGAUGAUGAUCUGCGGGAAGGGGGAAGCGGACUUGCAAGCGCGGCGGGCGAACUGCGAGUGUGCGAUGCCUCGUUGGACGCUUCAUCUACGUCUGAUAAGUUGGACGACUGGGAGAGUGCAGAAGAUGCGUGGGAACCCGCUUUACUAGAUUUCACAUCUUCUGGCAUCCGAGCCAGCACCUUGCGCGGCGUUCUCGGCUUCGAUCGCGCGGACGCACAGGAUUCUAGAACGACAGCAAGUUCUGAAGGCAAUGUUGUCCAGCUCAGCACACAUCUGACUUCUACUCCUCGCACUUCGGUCAACGUUUGGCUCAGACACAUUUCCUUGGCUGAAUGCUCAAUCAGCAACCUUCCAAGGUAUUUGUGCUGUCCCAACUUGGAAUCACUGUCCCUCGCCGGGUGCGAUGCCACGAUCCUCCUCUCUACAUCCGUCAUUCCCGCAUCAGCCUCGGGGAUCUUGCAGGCCGAUGUGGACGUCAUGCGGACGACGACGACGACGGAUGCGGAGCUGACGGCCGGCCUACGAAAACUUGCACGUGCCACUCCAAAGCUGUGCAAGUUGGAUCUGAGCCAUUGCAAUUGGGUGAAUGCGAGGGUACUGGGAGCAGUGGGCUGGUGGAGCAUCUCUCCUUGCACAUCUAUCGAUUUUCGAUCCUCUUCGAGCACUCGCGCUGCAUGCUCGAUGAGCGAGGAGCGUGGAUGCAGAGGGACGUGGUCGGAAAUGAAGAUGCUGCUGGUUCGAGCUCCUGCAUUUUGGCCCGGCGAGGUGUUCGAAGAUGAGCCCUCGAUCGCUCCGAGCGGCAAGAAGGGCACUACAAAGCCCAUAGACGCUUACCCUUGCGAGCCGUCAGAACCUUUUGUGGCCCCAUGGCACGCCGCCAAUUUCCUCACCUCGGCUGCGGGCUGGAGGCGCGCAGAAGCGAGCCAGAUUGCCGCUGGUGCUGCUGGCUGGACAGUGAGCGCUCGGCCAGGAUUGCGGAGCAGAAGAGACGUUCAGGGAGCGCGCGUGGAUGAUCCGUGGGAUUCUACGCCCAGCUCGGGUGCUAGUGUCAGCGGUAGCGCUAGCGCAUAUUCGCGCUCAUCGGUGCAUCAAGCCUCACUCGGGGUUGCUCACGGUGCCCCUCCUUCGAUCCUCAACAAUGUCCCGGCUGGCACUUCCGAAUCGCAUUGGUCGGACACGCACAAGGACGCCCCGCGCUGGAAAUUGCAAAGAGCACAAUUGCUCGAUGCUGUUUGGGGUCGCAACUCGCCCUGCUCGGGUGUGGGGAGGCCUAGUACGGAUGUGUUAUUUUAGCACGAAGCAGGGAAAGACCGAGCGCUCGCGCGAGGAAUUGCAUCAGACUUCCUCACUCAGAAUGCUGUGGUCUCGAGUCUGACUGAUCGUGUCCGUCGCGCAGAGCGCCAGCGCAGCCUCUUGAAAGCUCUGGGUGUGCUGUUGGUUGGACACCAAAGACUGACAGCUCUUCGCUGAUAAGCUCUUGCGUGAUGAGUCGCGAAGCAUCCACAAUCAAGAUGCAGGCAUCACAAUCGGAUUGAAGAUUCCGUGGUCGUUCGGGUGUCGAUAGCAGCCUCCACAUACUCAUCCGAAUCGCUCAAUCGUUCUCUAGCUCUCAUUCGCAGGCCCGACUCCGGCCGUGAUCCUUUUUUUCUGUUUGCUGUGCUUUAGCCGCUCGACGA